GCAGGCAAAGAUGGCUCAAAAGUGACACAAGUAAUCGCCACUCCAGGCCAGGGACCGGACCGGCCGCAGGAGGUCUCCUACACGGACACGAAGGUGAUCGGCAACGGCUCGUUUGGGGUCGUAUAUCAGGCCCGGCUGGUCGACACCUCGGAAAUGGUGGCCAUCAAGCGUGUGCUCCAAGACAAGAGGUUUAAGAACCGCGAGUUGCAGAUAAUGCGGCGCCUGGACCACUGCAAUGUCGUCAAACUCAAGUACUUCUUCUACACCAGUGGCGAAAAGAAAGACGAAGUGUAUCUGAAUCUGGUGUUGGAGUUCAUACCGGAAACGGUAUAUCGAGUCGCGCGACACUAUUCAAAGUCAAAGCAAACAAUUCCGAUAUCAUUCAUAAAG
Oppiella nova is the source of this 390-nucleotide messenger RNA. NCBI's taxonomy places the organism in Eukaryota, Metazoa, Arthropoda, Arachnida, Sarcoptiformes, Oppiidae. The record is from the annotation of a GenBank genome assembly.